AUGCUCAUGGCCACACUGUCCUGGUUCUUGGCGCUGCGAUUGCUGGGAGUCCAAAUCUCGGCAGCUCCACUGAGUGCGAAAGGCGGUGGUGUGUCCGAGCCGACGCACGCAAACCAGAUUCCCAAGCUGAUAUGGUCAUUCUGGCAUAGCGAAGCACUUGUGCCAGGCGUGGUGCGCCUGGCCCAAGGCACGUGGAAGCACUUCGCUCCGGACUACCAGCUUCGAUUGUUGAACGAGCAAAGCGUCAAGGAGUACCUGCCUGCGGGAGAGCGUGACGUGAGUCCGGAUUCCUUCUUCACACUCAGUGCCUACACCGAUUGGCUCAGAUUGAGUCUGCUUGCCUCUUACGGCGGCAUUUGGAUGGACUCGACGCUGUUGUUGACUGCACCUGUGGAUUCGCUCCUGAACCAAACUGCUCAUCUAAGUGGCCUUCACUUGGAGGCUGCUCUUUUUGAAAGCUACUUCCUUGCUGCAAGGCCUGAGGAGGACAUCGUGCAGAGGUGGCGAGACGAGAUGUGGCGCAUCGGCAGAAUGGCAGACAAGGACUACGAUGUGCAUCUGACUCGACUCAAGACUCGCGGCAUCGAGCCGCUGAACGGACACAUGUCUGAGUGCGACUGGCGAGACCGAUCUCCUGUCCACGAAGUCGCCCACUGGAUCUUGCAUCGGGCCGUGGCUGCUGUAAACUUCUUUGUUGGAUACACGAGCUUCUAUCUUCACCCAUGCGGCCAGCAUUAUUGGAUGUGGUAUUAUCGUGUUUGCGUAGCGUUCAAUGCGGUUGUGGUGAGUGCUGACGGCAGCGACAUCACUCAGCUCGCUGCUCCGAUGGGGAUCCAUAUGACUGACUCCGAAAGGACGCUGAACAGAAUUGCAGUUUCCUUCGGAUGGGACACAACACAAAUUGUUCGUUUUCUCAUUACCCGGAGCAGCGAGGACUUCCAGCUCACGCCCAUCCGCGGUAUCAAGCUCCGCUCCAAGGAGAGGAACAUGCUCACCGAGCUUUCUUUCUGCGAGACUGGCAGCAUCAUCUGUAGACUUCAAGCACUCGUUGGCGACCGGUUCUUCGAAGAGAGGGCGAGUGCCUCCUUGGAGGCUGCCGUGGAGAAGACCUACUCUUCCCGCCAGCGCCAGCAGCAGCCGCGCCAAGCAACAACGCUUCCACAGCGGCGUCGUUCACAACCCCCGACAGAGCCUGGGUACCAGGGCUACAAGGUCAACGACGAAGAGAUUGAAAAGGCCAAGCCGGUUGUUGUCUUGACCUCCGACAAGGGCAUCACCAAAGUCGAGACAGACUACUCAGACCUGGCUCACCAAGCGAGCGGCUUCAGGGCACGCAGCCUGCUUCCCACGCUCUCGGAGCGACCUCCCGCGACCACAGAGGGCUACCAGAGCAGCGCUCCCGGCCGCGAAGCACCCAGGCCCUGGGAGCCGAAGAUGGAUGUGGAUGGGAAGACACAAGUUCCAGCCCCAUGUCUCGAGAUGCGUGCAGAGCGCGCGCUGCUCCUGCUGACUGUGAGCCUGCCACUGGUAUUCGUGCCGGAGGUGUUUCUCCCUCGACAUGCGCCCUCGCGGGUUGGGCCAAGGUGGUCACAAGGAGGAGCGCGCUUCGAGAUUGAGCCUAUGGAGUUGUGGCUCUUCGAGAAUGGAGCACGCGUCAGCUCCAAAGCCAGCGUUGGACCCGGGAGUGAGGGACGGGGCGUCUGGGCGAAACAGACGAUAGCAGCAGGUGAGGAGAUCGCACGUGUUCCGAUCAAGCUCGUCCUUUCGAAGGAGUCUGCCGCCAGCGCACUGGGUUCCGAUAUCAUCUCCGAGGACAUGGGCGAGUACACUGCCAUUGCGCUGCAACUGAUUCACGAGCGAUACGUGCUUCAGGAUGCAUCCUUCUGGCAGCCCUACCUGGAUCUGCUGCCGGACACGGCGGAGAUAGGUUCCUCUUUCACAUGGUCCGAGGAAGAUCUGGAACUACUCUCGGGCAGCCUAAUUCAGAACAUCUCCAGCUUCUUGCGGGAGAAGAUCCAAGAUGAGUACCGCAGCCUCUGUGAGACCACCCUGGCCAAAGAUCCUGCCAGCUUCCCUCUCGAUGUCUUCACGCUGCCACGGUACAUUUGGGCGUAUGCCGUGCUUCUGAGCCGGUCCUUCCGAUUGCGCUUCGAUCGGAAAGGGGAGAAAAUUGCUUUGGUACCUUUCGUCGAUUUCAUCAACCAUGACCCGGAGUCGAAAGCAUACGUGGCUGGCGUCACGGAGGCAGCCGGCCGCUAUGUGAUGCUCAAGACAGAUCGGAAGUACGGCCCGAAAGAACAGGUCUUCGAUUCUUACGGGCGAAGGUCGAACGAUGAGCUGCUGUUGCUGUACGGCUUCUCCCUGGAGACAAACGUCCACAACUACGUGGAGAUCCCGCUGACAGAGCUGUGGGAGUGUACGGAGCUGGCAGAGCCAAAGCGGUCCUGGCUUGCCGUGAAUGGCAUCGACCAAGAUGAGAUGCAGAGCAUUUUCCUCUAUCGUGGGCGAUGGCCGAAAGAAAUGAUGCUCCUGCUGCGGCUCCUGGUGCUCACCAGGGAGGAGAUUGGUGUUCGCCGUGAAUAUGCAGUGCACAAGACGCUCAAGGACAUGGACCUUGCAACUCCGGUGGCGCCGGACGUUGAGGAACGCGCGCUCAAAGCGCUGAGAAAGCUCAUUGCCGAGGUUCUCUCAAAAUGCCCUGUGCAAUUGCGGGAGAGGGACGCGAAGCUACUACGAGAUCGAUUGGCGUUUGAAGCCCUUUCGAGGAAAGAGCAGUAUGCUGCCAGUGCGCGGCACGGGGAAGUUGAUGUGCUUGAGACCAACAGGCUUCGCGUGAACAGACUGCUGCACCACGUCCCCUUCGUGUUCCGGCGGAGGGAUGCAAGGAAGCAACAAGUCGUACCCGGCUUCUCUGCCGACUCAGUGCCGCAGGAUUUCGAUGUUUUCCUCAAAGAGUUUGAGAUGGACUAG
Symbiodinium necroappetens is the source of this 2970-nucleotide messenger RNA. Lineage: Eukaryota; Dinophyceae; Suessiales; Symbiodiniaceae. The record is from the annotation of a GenBank genome assembly.